AUGCUACCUGUAACGACGACGGAGCAGCGCCAAACCAGUCAGUCGAUCCGCCUGUUUUUUUGGCGGUACAGAUUUCGGGUAAAGGAGUUCGCUAACGGCUCGACAACUUCAAUCCAGACAGUCUGUGCCCAGUUUGGUGACGAUGCAUUGCAAGCCGACGUACCACGCCGUGUUCGACGUUUGAGUUCUCCAACCCACUGUCCUUCCAAUCCGAGAUCCCGGCGAUCCGGGUCGCCAAUACAAGAUUGUCACCCACAGACGUACUCGAUUCUCUUCUCAGAAAAGAAAGGAAAGACGCAGCAGCAGAUCUACGUCACUCGGCGUUUCGGAUGGAAUUUCUCAAAUGAAAUGUGA
Pseudozyma hubeiensis SY62 is the source of this 354-nucleotide messenger RNA. RefSeq lists its product as hypothetical. Lineage: Eukaryota; Fungi; Basidiomycota; Ustilaginomycetes; Ustilaginales; Ustilaginaceae. The transcript has a single exon. Bases 1 to 354 code for a protein of 117 amino acids. The record is from RefSeq and is a predicted model, not a curated record.